Messenger RNA from Coniophora puteana RWD-64-598 SS2, 939 nucleotides. RefSeq lists its product as uncharacterized. NCBI's taxonomy places the organism in Eukaryota, Fungi, Basidiomycota, Agaricomycetes, Boletales, Coniophoraceae. The transcript has 6 exons. Bases 1 to 939 code for a protein of 312 amino acids. The record is from RefSeq and is a predicted model, not a curated record.
AUGACAUACGAGAACCUCGAAUACUGGACGCGUCAGCUCUUUUCGCUAUCCGAGCAGGACCUGUCGUUCUACGCCACAGACGUCGAUGUGUGCCCGGGCACGAAGGUGACGGUGCAUCGCAACGCGUACGACAUCAUCGGGGGCGCGCUGGGGGUGUUGCAUGUCGAGGCUAGUAAGGCGGGGAAGCCAGCGGUGGUGGUGAUCGAAGAUAUCUCGGACGACGAACCACGCUCGGCGAAGACCAGCAGUCAAUCUGAAGUCGCUUCAUUACCCAGCUCUCCGGCAGCACCUACGCAGGCCGCCCAGCGAGCUCACCGACGGUCGGCAAUGCUAGGAGACGACCUUGAGCAAGUCGGGGGCGGAGGACCUUCGAAUGUUCUCGAGGCAGUGCGGAGCCCUGGGCCGCAGCAGAUCACAUUCUCCGCCGAGACUCGGAACCCCCAGAACCAGAGAUACUCAGUGCAUCCGACGAUGUACCUCGAAGAGCCUCCAACAGCGGCUGCUGAACAGUGGUUACCUCCACGGCCUACGUCUGCUGCGUCCAUGCGAGGUGACCAGCAAAGUUAUCGACAGUCGCUACUGGCUACAUCGACGCCAUCGUCCCGGGGUCGCUAUGAUGCACAAGCAGGAGGUCGAGGAGGCGGGGGGAGCAGCGAGGGAUCGGACGACGACAAGGUCGAAGUGAUCAUCUCGCACAGGCCGACGAGGCAAAGUGCCAAGUUCAAAGCGAGACCACAUAUGAAGGUUGCGCGGGUCACGUACGGGGUGUGCAAGGCGUUUGGGUUGGACUAUCAGACUGCACGUCUACAUCUAAUAGUCAGAUCAGACACAAAGUCGGAAGACUACACGCUCGAGUGCGAUCAGGACGACUCGAUGGCGAACAUCGGCUUACAGGAUGGCAUGGUAUUUUUGAUAUCUGUGGAUGGGGAUCCGAUCUAA